AUGGUGACGACGGAAGAGACGAGGAAAUCAUCAGAGUCUCCUGCUCCGACGUCGUUUUCUUCGUUACCGUACGAUGUCACUCUCAAUAUUUUGGCUCGUAUCACGAGACUGCAUCGUCGAACCUUAUCUCUUGUCUCCAAGAAUUUUGGAUCACUGGUAGCUUCGCGUGAGCUCCACGUCACACGAACCCUAAUCGGAAAAACCGAGAACUACAUGUAUGUCUGUUUAAAAACUCGAAAAAACUCAGAACCUCGCUGGUUCAUGCUUGCAUCAACUCCCAACCAACAGAAAUUGAUACCAAUCCCUCCGUUUCCUUACGAAUAUCCCGAAUCCCCAACAAUCGUCUCAGUUGAUUCAGAGAUUUACCUAAUCGGCGGAUUCCUAAAGGACGAGAGACGCAGAAAAGUGUUUCUCCUCGAUUGCCAGUCUCAUCAAUGGCAUACACUUCCCGAAAUGCGAAUACCUCGAGGAAAAUCAGCCGCUGAAGUAAUCAACAGUAAAAUCUAUGUGAUUGGAGGCUGCAAGUCAGACAAAAUCGAGAAUUGGGGUGAGGUUUAUGACCUAAAGACGCAAACUUGGGAGCAAUUAUCAUCGUCCACAACAAUGCAUCUCCCAACUCAAAAGAGUACGGUUCCUGGUGGAUUGGUAAUUGGUGGAAAACUUUAUGGCAUGGAUGGUUUGAAGUUUAACUUUCUCAAGGAUAUUUGCUUGGUAGAGAUAGAGAGUAACGUGUUUUGCCAAAUAUCUGUUUACAAUGGGAAAGUAACUUGGUGUGAUGCAAAUAAAGAUGUGUGGAGAAAUGUUACGGGACUUGAAGGACUAUAUAUUCCUAAUCGUUUCGUUUCGGUGGCAAACUUGUGCGGAGGAAGAAGAGUGACAGUUUGGUGGAAAAAAGAGAAGUUUCUCAGUGUAGGUUGGGAAACAGAGAUUUGGUGUGCAGAGGUUUCGUUUGAGAGACAUGGUGUUGAAGAGCUUCAGGGAGUCGUAGAAUGGUCUAAAAGUGUGUUCACCUUUGACGGAUGUGAUUUUUGUUUUGAUUUCUUUUUGAAUUAUGCUAUUCUCAAUUUGGCUUUUAUUUAG
Arabis nemorensis is the source of this 1080-nucleotide messenger RNA. The record is from the annotation of a GenBank genome assembly. NCBI's taxonomy places the organism in Eukaryota, Viridiplantae, Streptophyta, Magnoliopsida, Brassicales, Brassicaceae.